AGGUAGACAGGACUUUACACGGGAAUAAUGGCGGCGCCGCUCCGGCGGGACACCUUACCUGACAACGGCUCUUAUGGAGUGUGCAGAGACGGCAGGGUCUUUUUCAUUGACGAUGAAGCGCGCGCCACUACUUGGCUUCAUCCCCGCACUGGUCAACCUGUCAAUUCUGGACACAUGAUCCGAUCCGAUCUGCCCCCAGGUUGGGAGGAAGGUUUUACGAAAGAAGGAGCGAGUUUUUUUAUUGACCAUAACCAGAGGACGACUACAUUCAUCCAUCCAGUGACAGGCCAGAUCUCCACUGAGAACUCUGACUUCAGACUUCAGGAUCAGCCGGGCGGACGCAUGCUGAAGCAGCCCUCCAGCACAAUUAGCGAGGCCUCCACUACUGUCACCACCUCAACUGUGGACAGCACUUCAGGCUCAAAGGGAUCCAGAUCAAGUGGAAGGGUCCAUAGUUUUGGAAAACGAGAUCAUGCCAUAAAGAGGAAUCCCAGUGUUCCCGUGGUGGUGCGCGGAUGGCUUUACAAGCAGGACAGCUCAGGGAUGCGGUUGUGGAAGAGAAAAUGGUUUGUUCUGGCUGAUUUUUGCCUCUUCUACUACAAAGACAGCCGUGAAGAGUCAGUUUUGGGUAGCAUUCCUCUGCCCAGCUACACCAUCGCUCCGGUGGGACCUGAAGAUCACAUCAGCCGCAAAUAUGCUUUUAAGGCGGAGCACACCGGGAUGAGGACGUACUAUUUCAGUGCGGACACACAGGAGGACAUGAACGGCUGGGUCAGGGCCAUGAACCAGGCUGCACUCAUGCAAACCCAUACCGUCAAGAGAGACGAGUGUGGUCAUCCAGACCAUGUGAAUGUUUCGGAGAAGCUCAAGAAGCAGGCCGUCCCUCAGACCAACCACAUCAACAGCUACGUGAUUCCCAAACCGGAGGUCAUCCAAAGUGACGGGCUACCGGAGGACAAACGGGAGGGGUUUGUUGGAGAGGUGGAGAUCCAGGUUACUCCUAGAGAGAUGGAGCAGGCCAGGGGUAAAUCUCCAGCCAGCAGGGUAGUGGAGGUGGAGGUUUUAGCUCCAGGGUCGACACCACCCUCCCGGGUUGCCUCUCGAGCUCCUUCCAGGGCCGUCUCCACCCCGCCAGUGGUGCAGAGGAACGGGACACCCAUAGAGCAGAACGGCAUGCCUGGAUGUCAGAGAGGGGCUACACCUUCUGCUCAAACGCCAGUUCAGGUGCAAAGGAGGAGUACACUGGAGCAGGUGGAGAACUGGGUGAAAGUACAGAAGGAGGAACGCCACGGAUUGGUUUCUACUGAGAGCACGGUCCCACGUCGGACACCUCCUAUUCAUCCAAAGUACGGCACAAUGGACAAAUACCAGUCAUUACCAAAGACCUCACGGCAAAGCCCACCAGCCCCUCAUCAUCAGCUGCCCAGUGAAUACAAAUAUUCCCAUGACCGGCUGAAUCACUUCCAGAAGAUCCAUGGACACACGAAGCGACCCACAACACAUGACAACACUGUAUGGCAGCUUUUCGAAUGGCAGCAGCGACAGCAAUUUCGGCACGGCAGCCCCUCUGCCCCUGUGUACACUCCAGCUCCAGACUACUCCACCGCUGUGUCCUCCACCAGAAACAACUCUGAUGUUUCCCGCUCUGUUUCUGUGCCUCCCACACUGGCAGACAUACCUCCACCCGGACCUCCUGGAGCCCGACUGAUGUCUCCGCGGAGACCACACACACCAGCGGAGCGGGUGACAGUCAGACCUCUGGAGGACAGGCCCAUCGUGGAGGUGCCACCAUCAAACUCUCCACACCGUUUACGAUCCUACAAGUCAGCCACAAUAGAGAGACGCUCAAUGCCUCCAUCUGCUUACAUCACGCAUACAGUCAGUGCACCCAGCUUGCAUGGAAAAACGGCUGAUGAUACAUACAUGCACUUGAAGAAGGACCUGGAAUAUUUAGAUCUGAAGGUGAGUGGGACGGAGGCUCUGAAAGGACGGCCAGCAAAGCCUGUGAAGGUGGCAGAAAGUGAUGUAGACGUGACACUGAGUCGAUUGUGUGAACAGGAUAAAAUACUACAAGAGCUUGAGUUCAGACUCAGUGGACUAAAGGAUGAUAAGGACAAGCUUGAGUCUGUUCUGGACGUGUCUCACCAGCAGAUGGAGCAGUAUAAGGAUCAGCCAUCUCACACUGACAAGAUUGCCUAUCAGCAGAGACUUCUUCAGGAGGACCUGGUGCAUAUUAGAGCAGACAUUUCUAGAGUAUCAACGGAGAUGGAGAGAGCGUGGGAUGACUACAGCAGAAUGGAGCAGUCAGUGGAGCAGCUGAGGGACGUCCUGCAGACUCAGAUGACUCUCUGCACAUCACCUCAGGAGAAAAAUCAGUUAAAGAGAGAGCUCUGGAGGAUCGAGGACGUGAUGACUGGACUCAGCUCCACCAAAGAAACCUUCAAAAUCACAGUAGACUCAGUCAAGAACCCAGAGAGAAAACUUGUGCCUUCAGUGAUCGAGUCGACAGUGCCUUCUCGGUGCAUGACCCCAUCCGCAGCUGAGGUGCGGUCACCCCAACGCAGCCUGACCUCCAGUCCACUACCACUGCCGUUGGACAAUGAAGACCUGCGGAACCGGCAUCCUGUUCCAAAUUGGGAAGAGGAUGAUGCUCCGCCCAGACCACCUUUGCCCCUCCUGUAUGAUGAGGACACACCGCCAGUUGUCCCGCCCCUUCCUAAAGAGACAUCGGUCAUCAGACACACUUCAGUGCGAGGCCUCAAACGACAGUCAGAUGAGAGGAAGCGGGAUCGCGAAAGCAGCUACAGUAAUGGAGAUUACAGGCUGGAACUGCGCUCGUACCUGAGUGAACCAGAGCUUCCUGUAAGUGCUCAUGGAGCAGAUCAUGUGGACCCUGGCUACCUGACUCUCCAAAGAAGAGGUCUGUCAGGUUCCUCAUCCAGAAUUAAUCAGUAUGGAGUGGCUUCCUGCUCCCUGAGGAGAGAUUUAGAGUUAUCCACAAUGGAGAGACCAAAGAGUGCCUUGGAGCGUCUGUGUUCAGGAGAGCCUCAGCUGGAGCAGCAGUCGCAGCCGCAGAGAGUCAGGAUGAGUGUGGAGGAGCAGCUGGAGAGAAUGAAGCGACACCAACGAGCGCUAGUGCGCAAACGCAACCUGAGUCAGGGUGAACGCCACCACUCCCGCGCCUCCACUCGACCGGUCAACUCUGACCCAGGAUCAGCCUUGUUUGUUGAACCCUAUCGGCCGGCAUCAGAUGAAUGGUUGACGGUUAGGGCUCGGCCAGUUAUGGAAUUGGAACUGGAGCCUUUGGACUUUGAGUUUGAUAUUACCAGAGAGCUGUCAACACCACAGAAAGUGUGGAUUCCACAGCGACUCAUAGACGACGAGUCAGAUGAAGACCUGAGUCCUGAAGAGAAGGAGACUCGAUCUCGCACUGUAGCAAAGAUAAAAACCCUCCUGUCCAAAUCCAGCAUGAGGUCUUCAGAGCAGAUGGACUUUAGCGAUCUGGAUUUGGCUCUUCAACAGCAGGAGAGGAUCAUGAGUGUUCCUCGAGCUCUCGCCACUGAAGCCUCCAUCAAAAGGAGGCAGGUCACAGCCAAAGCCAUGUCCGAGGGUUAAUUCUUGUG
This is a messenger RNA of Danio rerio (zebrafish), 3623 nucleotides long. It is a transcript of the gene plekha7a, whose product is annotated as pleckstrin homology domain containing A7a. NCBI's taxonomy places the organism in Eukaryota, Metazoa, Chordata, Actinopteri, Cypriniformes, Danionidae. Gene Ontology annotation, cellular component: centrosome; adherens junction. The record is from RefSeq and is marked validated.